AUGGCUCCACGGGUGCCGCCAUGGGUGCCUCAACGAACAGUUGCUGAAAUGGAUACGGAAUUUGAUGAGCUUGCCUCUGCUUUAUCCAAAGAUCCAAGGGACCAAUUGACCUCUGGUAUAGGUGAAAUAACAACCAGAUUACGUUCACGUGGCUCUCGAACUGACAAUGAACGUGAUCAAUUUGAUUCAGAUGUGGCAAUGGAUGAAAAUAAUCAAAUAAAUGCUGCAACACACAACACUGAAGGCCUUGCUAAGAGUGGAAGAAAACUUACAAUUAACAAUCAACUUCGCAAGAGAAGAGCAAAAGGAAAGCAUAUUGAUAUAAAGUUCCCUAAAGAGUUUGCAAAACAAAAGUUUCCUGAGCUUUCAGAAGAAGAUAAAGAUUGUGCCAUGAGACAAGUAGAGAGUCAAUAUAAUAAUCGGCGUUACCGUCUACUUCAAGCUUACCGAAACAACAAGCCAAGGCCACAACAUGUCUCACCAGAAGGUUGGCAAUGGUUGAUAAGGAAUUUGUGGACGGAUGAUGAUUUUCAGAAAAGGAGCAACCAAAACUCUAUCAACAGAGGAAAGCAAGAGAUGGGGUCCAAAGUAGGAACUAGAUCAAUUGCUCAAAUCGCUUAUGAUCUGCGACACCCAGAAACUGGUGAAUGGCCUACUGCUAUGCAAGUUUGGAAGGCUACAUAUCAAAAGGCUGAUGGGACAUGGUCCAUUCCAACAGGUGAAGAAAUAAUGACCAAACUACAUGAAGCUGCUGGGAUACAUCAAGAAAAGAUUUCUUCUGCGCCCGUGCCAAUAGUGGAGCACUUCGCACUAGUUCUUGGUCGAAAGCCAAACCAUUCACGUGGUGUUGGCAUUCGUGCUGUAAACCGAGUGGCUGAGGAAAGAAUCAGAUUGCAGGUGCAAAUUGAGGCUUCAGAACAGCGUGAAGCUGCAGCUCGAGCACGUGCAGAUGCUGCUGAGCAACGUGCUGAGGCUGCUGAGCAACGAGCACAAGCUUUGGAAGGCCAAGUUUCCACGGUGGUCGAAACAAAUGCACAACUGCAAGAAGAGCAACAAUCCCAACGUGAUGAGAUGAGUUCUUUGCGUCAAGCACAGAGUGGAGAAGUUGCUCGCCUAGUGAGGGAACAACUUGAUCAUCAAAUGGCUGCAUUAAUUGCACGCAUUGGUGCCUCACAGCCUCCAGCAUCUUAG
Molecule: messenger RNA, 1191 nt
Organism: Miscanthus lutarioriparius
Lineage: Eukaryota; Viridiplantae; Streptophyta; Magnoliopsida; Poales; Poaceae
Source: the annotation of a GenBank genome assembly